AUGGCUAUAUGGGACUUAAUUUGUCUUAUGUUAAGUGCAUGUCUAUCAAAUAAAAUUGCUGAUGCAUUGUCUUCAUUGACGUUAUCACGUUCCAGUGCUCGCUUUGAAGAAUUAGAUAAUCAUUUAUUUCUUAUUGCUGGUCGAGAAUAUUGUCUGCAGUUAAUGAAUAUUGAACAACGACGUCAAUUUGAACAAGCAUUUAUAAAUGAAUUGAAUCCAGAAAAAUUAUAUGUUGAUUUACUUGCACACAUUGAAAAUACGAUCUUAUCAUCGUUUUGGGUCUGA
This is a messenger RNA of Rotaria sp. Silwood1, 285 nucleotides long. The record is from the annotation of a GenBank genome assembly. Lineage: Eukaryota; Metazoa; Rotifera; Eurotatoria; Philodinida; Philodinidae.